Phragmites australis (common reed) is the source of this 890-nucleotide messenger RNA. Its product is annotated as actin-depolymerizing factor 2-like. The record is from RefSeq and is a predicted model, not a curated record. Bases 147 to 584 code for a protein of 145 amino acids. Gene Ontology annotation, cellular component: cytoplasm; actin cytoskeleton. Gene Ontology annotation, molecular function: actin filament binding. NCBI's taxonomy places the organism in Eukaryota, Viridiplantae, Streptophyta, Magnoliopsida, Poales, Poaceae. Gene Ontology annotation, biological process: actin filament depolymerization. The transcript has 3 exons.
AAAGAAAAGAAAAACAAAAUAAAAUAAAACCCCCACAGCAACGGAAGGAGAAUAAUCCUUCCUCGCCUCUCGUCUCCCUCUUGCUUGCGCCCCCCGUCUGCGUGCGAUCGAAGCGGAGGCGCGGGCUCUCCCCCGACUCUGAUCCGAUGGCCUUCAUGCGCACCCGCUCAAAUGCCUCUUCUGGCAUGGGAGUUGCUCCUAACAUCAGGGAGACAUUCCUCGAACUUCAGAUGAAGAAGGCGUUCCGAUAUGUUAUCUUCAAAAUCGAAGAAAAGCAAAAGCAGGUGGUUGUGGAGAAGACCGGGGCUACUACUGAAAGUUAUGAUGAUUUUCUGGCUUCUCUCCCAGAAAAUGACUGUAGAUAUGCCAUCUAUGAUUUUGACUUUGUUACUGGGGAGAAUGUGCAGAAAAGCAAGAUUUUUUUCAUUGCUUGGUCUCCAUCAACAUCCAGGAUUCGUGCUAAGAUGCUCUACUCCACCUCCAAGGACCGCAUCAAACAUGAACUUGAUGGGUUCCACUACGAGAUCCAGGCAACCGACCCAUCCGAGGUGGAGCUUGAAGUCCUUCGAGAGCGGGCUCACUGAAUCUGAUUGACCUCGAAGGACCUUGAGGCCUUGAGACUUCAGUCAGAUGCAAAUUCUAUUACCAAUGAUCAUCCUGCCAUGGUAUUGUUAAUAAGAAAAAUGUCCAUGUUUCCUGUAAGCCUAUGGUUUAGCUGUGAUGCAUGACUCUCUAGCUGGUGAAGCGUUAUCGAAGAUCUAUCCCUAUGAGGUCGUGGGCCUGCAAACGAAGCAGCAUUUGCAAACUCAUAUAUUGUGGUAUUGAUACUGGAUUACUGGUUGUUGAUUGUUCCGAAAUGAAACGGCCUGUUUGGUCACUACUUAGCUGCU